Guillardia theta CCMP2712 is the source of this 840-nucleotide messenger RNA. RefSeq lists its product as hypothetical. The transcript has a single exon. Gene Ontology annotation, molecular function: protein binding. The annotation marks the transcript as partial. Lineage: Eukaryota; Cryptophyceae; Pyrenomonadales; Geminigeraceae. The record is from RefSeq and is a predicted model, not a curated record.
AUGGAGAAAUUCCAUAUUGAACCAGAGGAAGUUACGACAUUGUUCAGCGGCAGUUAUGAUAAGACAGUGCGAGUCUGGAACCUUGAGACCAAGACGGAAAAAGCUUGUCUCACAGGACAUAUCGACAGAGUAUACAGCGUGGCAGUGAGCCAAGACGGCAAGACAGCAGUCAGCGGGAGCGGCGAUCAUACAGUGCGAGUCUGGAACCUUGAGACCAAGACGGAAAAAGCUUGUCUCACCGGACAUAGCGAGAGAGUGUACAGCGUGGGCAUAAGCGAUGACGGCAAGACAGCAGUCAGCGGCAGUUAUGAUAAGACAGUGCGAGUCUGGAACCUUGAGACCAAGACGGAAAAAGCUUGUCUCACUGCACACAGUGAUUGGAUAUACAGUGUGGCAGUGAGCCAAGACGGCAAGACAGCAGUCAGCGGGAGCGGCGAUCGUACGGUAACAGUCUGGAAUAUUGAGAGGGGUACCGAGAGGGCUUGUCUCACCGGACAUAGCAGUACGGUAUACAGUGUGGCACUGAGCCCAGACGGCAAGACAGCAGUCAGCGGCAGCGGUGAUCGUACAGUGAGAGUCUGGAACGUGAACGCGAAGAGAGAGAGGGCUUGUCUCACCGGACAUAGCAGUACGGUAUACAGUGUGGCACUGAGCCAAGACGGCAAGACAGCAGUCAGCGGCAGCGGCGAUCAUACAGUGAGAGUCUGGAACCUUGAGACAAAGAAGGAAAAAGCUUGUCUCACAGGCCAUAGCAGUACGGUACACAGCGUUGCACUGAGCCAAGACGGCAAGACAGCAGUCAGCGGCAGCGGCGAUCAUACAGUGAGAGUCUGGGACGUG